Molecule: messenger RNA, 3046 nt
Organism: Rubroshorea leprosula
Lineage: Eukaryota; Viridiplantae; Streptophyta; Magnoliopsida; Malvales; Dipterocarpaceae
Source: the annotation of a GenBank genome assembly
CAGCGGCUCCAGAAAGGGCUUAAUGCAGCCUCCUCCUCCGCCGUAGUUUCUGUCUUCAGCCGGUUUUAAAACCGCCGCCGGAUCUUAGGAAACUACAUACUACCGCCCGCAGAGUCCACAAAAAGCAAAUUGGACAUAAAACCAUGGGUUCCCCUGGAUAAAAAGGUACGAGCUUUCCUUCUUGUUUAUUACAAUAGUCUGGUUUCAGAGUUGUUACUGCAAAAAUUUACAUGGGUAUUUCUAGUUUGAUUGUGUUCCCUUGUGGAUUGUUCCUGGUUCUUCUCAUCUUUGGUAGUUUGGCCGGAUCAGAAUCAGAGGUAGUUACAAUUGAUGUUCAUCAAGCUAAGAAUUUAGUUGAUUCAGGUUAUGGGUAUCUUGAUGUCAGAUUCCUGCCCCUUCAGAUGUGGAAGAGAAGCCAAUAAGAGAGUUUUGACCGCUGCAGCUUUAUUUAACAUCAACGAAGGCAACUGUCCAUCCGGAGUAUGAAUAUGGAGAGUAAAUUAUGUAUUAUUGACAUUUGACAGAAAUUAAUUGCCAAUUGGCACGUUAAAUCAUCUAAUUAAUGAACUGUUACUGUAUCAAAAUACAUAUGACCAUAACUUGGCCCCAUCCAUGUGAUUAGAGAAUCAUACCACCUAUGUUUGAUUUCUAACGUGUCAAGGUUCGAGUCUUGGUAAUGUUCUAGUCAUCAUUCCAAUCAAAAUACAUAUGUAUAUGGCAGACCUAAAAGAAUCCCAAAAGAAGCAAAUAUUCUAUGGAUUUAUAUGUUCUUAUGAUGUUUAAAGUUCUCUUGAUAUUAUACAAAUUGUAUAGGCAUCAACCAUGGAGGCGGCAAAAACCCAUCCAAAAAGAAAAGCCAGUGACUCCCUUAGUUGUGAUUGGUGAAGAACAUGGUUACUGGGACCCACGAGAAGCCCAAGUCCCAACAGGCUACUGGUUUGUAACACUGCAUGCAGGCUGAGGCCUCCCAAAUAUUUCGGAUCUCAGUAGAACAGAAUCAGUCAAAAAGAAUGAAUCUUGCCUCCGAUUCUCAACUCUUAGUUUCAUAGAAACAGAAACAAUCUGUGAUUGUGUGGGAAAUGGAGAAGGAAAGCGCCGGGGGUGGAAGAUCCUUGGCUGAGACCCCUACUUGGGCGGUGGCUAGCGUGAUCGGUGUUAUGGUUUGCUUUGGUUACAUUUUUCAUCUCUCUUUGAAAAUGUUUGGGAAGUGGUUGGGCACAACCAAGAGCAAAUCUCUACUAUCUGCAUUGGAGAAGAUCCAUGAUGAGUUAAUGCUUUUUGGGGUCCUCUCAUUGUUGAUGGGUCAUUGGAUUGAAUUUGUGGCUAAAAUUUGUGUCAAGCAAUCUGCAUUGAGCAGCCGGUUUAUGCCUUGCGCAAGCAAGGAUGGAUUGACAGUGAGAAUAGGGGAAGUUUCAACUUCAGAAUACUUGAAUUACACAGUUUCUAGAGAGCAGGAGACCACCUGGGAGAGGAACUACUGUCCUGAGGGUCAGGAAUCUUUUGCUUCAUAUGAAUGCCUUGAGCAACUUCACCGUUUCAUAUUUGUUCUUGGCAUUACUCAUGUUUUUUACAGCUUUGCUGCUAUUGCAUUGGCUCUGGUUAAGAUUUAUAGCUGGAGAGCAUGGGAAAACCAAGCUAAGACAAUGGCUACUCGGAAUGCACAAGAUUCCCAUCAAGCUGGAGCACAUAAUUUGGAAAUGAAACGACUAUCUACCUUCGUUUUUCGCCAUGUGUCACAUCCAUGGAGCCAACACAGAGUUCUUGUUUGGCUACUUUGUUUCAGUCGCCAGUUCUGGAGUUCUAUAAACCGAGCUGACUAUAUGGCUUUGCGCCAUGGCUUUAUUACGACUCAUCAACUUCCAUUGACAUAUGACUUCCAUAAUUAUAUGCUUCGAAGCAUGGAAGAGGAAUUCUGUGAUAUUGUUGGCAUUAGUGUUCCCUUGUGGAUUUAUGGCAUACUUUGCAUUAUUCUUGAUUUCCAUGGAAGCGACCUUUACUUUUGCCUUUCAUUUCUUCCAGCCAUGUUAAUACUGCUAAUUGGCAUGAAACUGCACCGAGUGGUAAUAAUGUUGGCUAGUGAAGUUGUGGAUAAUUCUCCAUGGAUGCAACAGCAUAAAUUCCAUCUGAGGGAUGAACUCUUCUGGUUUAGAAGGCCAAGGCUUGUUUUGAGGUUAAUACAAUUUAUUUCAUUCCAAAAUGCAUAUGAGAUGGCAUCCUUUAUUUGGUCCCUAUGGGAAAUCAAGGAUUCUACUUGCUUCAUGGAAAACAGCAUCUUCAUGAUUAUACGCUUGACAUUUGGGUGAUGUCAUUGUUACAUUAUAUUGUCCUUGAUGAUUGUAACAAAUGUUUAGCCUUUCUGCUUUCGAAUGACAAACUGUGAUACAUAUGCAUAACAUGGCAUCAAUUGCUCAUGUCAUUUUCACCAACUGGUUUGUGCAGGGUCAUAUCCCAGUGCUGGUGUAGCUUCCUGACAUUCCCCCUCUAUGUUAUCAUUGCAGAGGUUUUUCGUUUCUUCAAUUCUUCUUGCUCAGCUCUCCAUCUUUGUCUAUCUGAUACUGGUUUUGUGGUUAUAGAUGGGUUCAAGGUUCAAAAGGUCUGUUGUUUCCGAAAAUGUCAGAACAUCUCUAUCCCAGUGGACAAAAACGGCAAAGGAAAGGCAGAGUUCCUCUAAUGCACUCUCCAGAACAGCCUCCUCUUCCAAUAGCUUCACCACAAGCUACAAAGGAAAAGGCUACCCAACAAACGAUGAUUACGCAUCCUUCCUGCGUCAAGGACCAUCUUCAUCACAUGACUUCAUGAACCAACAAUCACUAGAUGAUAGGAAGUUGGAGGUUCCACUUUGGUUUUAUUUUCAGGAUUACAACUCUAGCAAUGAUUAUCAAGAUAGUCAAUAAACAUUGGCAUCGAUGUCAUUCCACUUUCUCAACUUCUCUUUCUUUCUUUUUGUAAAAGCUAGAAGAAAAUCUUAUUACGUGUCAUUACUCAUUAGCUUGCAGACUUGUAUAACACUAUUUUUCACACAUAUGAAUAUAGUUUUUCAUAUUCG